Lodderomyces orthopsilosis Co 90-125 is the source of this 840-nucleotide messenger RNA. RefSeq names its product nicotinamide-nucleotide adenylyltransferase. Lineage: Eukaryota; Fungi; Ascomycota; Pichiomycetes; Serinales; Debaryomycetaceae. Gene Ontology annotation, molecular function: nicotinamide-nucleotide adenylyltransferase activity; ATP hydrolysis activity. The transcript has a single exon. The record is from RefSeq and is a predicted model, not a curated record. The coding region runs from base 1 to 840 and encodes 279 amino acids. Gene Ontology annotation, cellular component: nucleus; cytoplasm.
AUGUCGAGGUUCCUUAAGCCAUUGCAAGAGUUUGUUGCUUCAAAGGCAGAUUUCAGAAUUGUCUACUCCACCGCAUCAUCAUCACAGGGAGCUCCGGAGUUCAUAACCAAUUCGACACAACGGGUUUGUGUACUUGACUCAUCAUUCAAUCCCCCACAUUUGGCUCAUUAUGCCAUAAUUGAAGAGCUGUUGAAAUCAAAUUUUGAUGAUGUUCCCAUUAAGAACAAAGUGUUGCUAUUAUUACUUUCGGUACAAAAUGCUGACAAGUUGCAUCCACAACCAGAAUCAUUUGAUCAACGAUUGGCAAUGAUUCAUCUAAUGGCCGAUCAUAUUGCUGCUAAUUUCCCCAUCACAGUUGCAAUUGGAUUGACAAAACAAGCAAUGUUUGUUAACAAGUCAUUAUCAAUUCUAAAUUACCUCGACUCACAACAAAUAACAAUAAAGCCGGGGUUCAAAUUGACGUUUUUAAUUGGAUUUGAUACUUUAAUUAGAAUACUUAAUCCGAAAUAUUACUUGCCGGACAAGUUAUCAGUAUCGUUGGAACAUUUUAUGAAGAUGACGGAUUUGGUGUGUUUAACAAGGCACAGCGAAACAGUUACAAUAAACCAACAACUGGUUUAUGUAAAAGAGAUAUCUCUUGGUCAACAUGAAGAGAUUCCUAGUCAUUGGUCUAAAAACAUCUUUUUAUUGAGAAAUAUGGAUGAAAAGGUAGCCACAUUUAGUAGCUCAGGUAUAAGAAAAGAGAUAGCACUGGGAGAUCCAGCGUGGAAGAAACAAGUCUUGCCAGAAGUUGCCAAAUACAUUGAAGACAACAAUCUUUACAAAGAGAAAAAAACUUGA